Messenger RNA from Spea bombifrons (plains spadefoot toad), 3350 nucleotides. RefSeq names its product valyl-tRNA synthetase 2, mitochondrial (gene VARS2). The transcript has 30 exons. Bases 97 to 3219 code for a protein of 1040 amino acids. Gene Ontology annotation, molecular function: valine-tRNA ligase activity; ATP binding; aminoacyl-tRNA deacylase activity. Gene Ontology annotation, cellular component: cytosol. Lineage: Eukaryota; Metazoa; Chordata; Amphibia; Anura; Pelobatidae. The record is from RefSeq and is a predicted model, not a curated record. Gene Ontology annotation, biological process: valyl-tRNA aminoacylation.
AUUUCCUGUUCUCAUGGCACGGCUCUCGUUUGUUCGGUGUAGGGGACAGGAUUGAGGUGACCUGUGAAUAAAACUUAAGGUCUUCAUCCUUCUCCCAUGAUCCGCCUCGUUACAGGCACCAACCGCAAUGGCUUCCAAAUAUACCCCCGCAGGGGGGCUUCAAGCCUCAGGGACCGAAUUAGAAGAGAAGAACGAAAGCAAAGGCAACAGAAUCUGCAGGAGGAGAGAGCCGCUCAGGUUAUUUCCACCAAAGGUCAGCACUGGAAGGAGAAAGAGGUGAUAAAGUAUGAAAAGCACACAGAGCCGGGAGACAAGAAAGAUACGUCCGCGCCUCUUCCUCCUUCCUAUAGCCCCGGCUAUGUUGAGGCUGCGUGGUAUUCCUGGUGGGUUAAACAAGGAUUCUUUAAACCAGAGGUCCAGAAAAUCCAGCCGCAUGCUACUCAAGAAACCUUCGCUCUUUGCAUCCCUCCACCAAAUGUCACGGGUUCCCUGCAUCUUGGACAUGCACUGACUGUGGCCAUUGAGGACUCGCUUGUCCGCUGGAGGAGAAUGAAGGGUCAGAAGGUCUUAUGGGUUCCCGGUUCAGAUCAUGCUGGAAUUGCAACACAGGCCGUGGUGGAGAAGAAGUUGUGGAAAGAACAAAGUCUUUCACGCCAUGAUCUCGGUCGGGAGAAGUUUUUGGAAUCCGUCUGGGAGUGGAAGGAAGAGAAAGGUGAUAGAAUUUAUCAUCAGCUCAAAUCCCUUGGCGCUUCCUUGGACUGGGAGAGGAGCUGCUUCACUAUGGAUGAAACAUUUUCCCGGGCGGUUACCGAAGCGUUUGUCCAGCUAUAUGACGAUGGUUUGGUUUCUCGUCGGCGACGUCUCGUGAACUGGUCCUGUACUCUACGCUCUGCUAUAUCUGAUAUAGAGGUGGAGAGCCGACCCCUGACCGGGAAGACGAACCUCUUUGUCCCAGGCUACCAAAGAAAGGUUCCCUUUGGCCUCCUGUUCAGCUUCGCUUAUCCCACAGAGGAGGGAGGUGACGAGAUAACUGUAGCCACCACUCGACCUGAGACCAUGUUGGGCGAUACAGCGGUGGCCGUCCACCCAGAUGAUUUAAGAUACCUGAGAUUUCAUGGAAAAAGGCUACGUCACCCGUUUUCAGGGCGUUUAAUCCCAGUUGUUACCCAUGAACUUGUCAACCCUGAGUUUGGCACAGGAGCCGUAAAGGUGACUCCUGCCCACAGCCUGGUGGAUUUCGAGAUGGCGCAGGCUCUUUCGCUACCCAUGGUGUCUGUGAUUGGGGAGGACGGAGCGAUGACGGAGGCUGCCGGAGACUGGAUUCAGGGGGUGAAGAGAUUUGAUGCGCGGGAACAAGUUCUCUCUGCGCUAAAGGAGAAAGGUCUUUACAGAGGGGACUGUGAACAUGCGCUGCUCCUUCCCAUCUGCAGCCGCUCCGGCGACGUGAUUGAACAUCUGCUGAAAAGCCAGUGGUUUGUCAAUUGCGAUGAUAUGGCGCAAAAGGCUCUAGAGGCUGUGGAUUCGGGACGUUUGAAGAUGACCCCAUCGUAUCACCAGAAGAACUGGAGGAACUGGCUCUCGAACAUAAGCGAUUGGUGUGUUUCACGUCAGCUUUGGUGGGGACAUCAGAUUCCGGCUUAUUCUGUGACGGUUCAGGGGACGCGGCCGGAGCAGAACCUCUGUGGUGAGACUGAAGGAUUCUGGGUAGCUGCCCGCAGCGAGGCAGAAGCCAGAAGAAAAGCAGCUGAGACUUUGGGGAGACCAGAGGAGGAACUUCUUCUAAAGAGAGAUGAAGAUGUUCUUGAUACUUGGUUCUCAUCAGCUCUUUUCCCCUUUGCCAUGCUGGGCUGGCCAGAGCACACCCAGGAUUUCCAAGCGUUUUAUCCGAAUUCCCUUCUGGAGACCGGGAGCGAUUUGCUGUUCUUUUGGGUGGCUCGGAUGGUAAUGUUGGGGGAGCAGCUUACGGGACGCUUACCGUUCAGAGAGGUCCUCCUGCACUCUAUGGUCAGAGAUGCCCACGGUAGGAAGAUGAGCAAAUCUCUGGGCAAUGUACUUGAUCCUCUAGAUGUGAUGACUGGAAUAUCGUUGGAGGGUUUGCAGCAAAAAUUAAAAGACGGGAAUUUGGAUCCUCGGGAGUUGAAAGUGGCAGAAGCUGGAUUGCUGAAAGACUAUCCGCGGGGGAUCCCGGAGUGCGGGACGGAUGCUCUGAGAUUCGCUCUUUGCUCCUACAGAGUCCAAGGGGAUGACAUUAACCUGGAUGUUGCUUCGGUCCUUGCUGUUCGCCAUUUCUGUAACAAAAUCUGGAACGGGGUGAAGUUCGUGCUUUCUGCUCUUGGCGAGGAUUUCGCUCCCGUCCCCAUGGAAGAGCUCAGGCCGUGCGCUCCCGUGGACCGGUGGCUGCUGGACCGUUUGCGGCAGCUGACGGAGGAAUGCGAGAGGAGACUUCAGACCUACGACAUUCACGUUGCCGCCGGAGCCAUCCAGGCGUUCUGGGUGCAGAUUUACUGUGACGUCUAUUUGGAAGCCGUGAAACCCGUCUUAAAGGGACCUCAUGCUUCUGAUGCUCGCCAAGUGCUCUACCGGGGAGCAGAACUAACGCUCCGUCUGCUCUCCCCAUUUACACCUUUCUUAUCGGAAGAGCUAUGGCAACGACUCCCCUCGGCCGAUGUAAUACGGGCGCCUAGUGUUUGUGUGGCCGAAUACCCCAGCCCCCUUCACACGGCUCAUUGGCUGUACCCCGAGGAAGUCCGCCAAUUUGACUUCGUCCAGUCCGUGAUCCGAACGCUGCGCAACUUAAGAAGCGAAUACAAUAUGACCAAGGCACGACCGGAAGUCCAUGUCUUCUGCUCCCUACAAGAAGAUCUCCAGUCUCUCCAGGCGUUCCUCGCACCACUCCAGACUCUGUCCCUCUCUGGUCCCCUUCAUCUCCACCUGUCACAGGGAGAACUUCAGCACGGUGACCCUCCUGGGUGGGCCAUAGGAGAAGUGACUGAAAACUGCCAUGUUCAUCUAAAUCUGCAGGGUCUUGUUGAUCCUCCUUCAGAUCUCAUCAAAUUGAAGUCCAAGCAUCAGAAGUUAAAACGCGAGCUUCAGGAAAAGAUGAGGAACAAGACAGAAGAUACUGAGGACAAGUCUCUUCAGCAGAAAAUCUCUAGAAUCCAGCGUACCAUAGAGACUUUACAGCGCAUGAUAGGAGAUGGAAACACUUUGCAACCAUAAAACUCCAUAGUGACGCCGUGUGGUCACUGUGUGUAUUGCAGGCUAUUUUAUCCAGUGUUUGGCAUCCUGGGAGCAAUGUACUAUAAAUUACUGUGAAAGUAAUAAAACAAAGAUUUUACAAUUUUUUUCAU